GUAGGCAGCCAGUCUGAGCUGACCCACAGACUCAUAAAAGCCAACAGGGCCUCGGGCACCCCGCACUCAGGACACCCAACCUCUUGGAUCAAAGGCGCAAGGACUCGCUCACAUCAAGGAUCCAGCUGCUUUCGUGGGGACCAAGAAACUCAGUUUUUGACUCAAUAUUCUGUCAAGCAAUCCAUGAGAUCAAGGCGUUGACAGAAAGAAUGUUCAAACAUCUUCGGAAAUGGUUCGUCACUCGCUUUUUUGGGCAUUCUCGGCGAAGAACGAGGCUGGUUUCCAAAGACGGAAGGUGCAACAUCGAGUUUGGCAAUGUGGAGGCACAGACGAGGCUGAUCUUCUUUGUGGACAUCUGGACUACCGUGCUUGACCUCAAGUGGAGAUACAAGAUGACCAUCUUCAUCACGGCCUUCCUGGGGAGCUGGUUCCUCUUUGGUCUCCUGUGGUACGCCGUGGCCUAUAUUCACAAAGACCUCCCUGAGUUCCAUCCAUUUGCCAACCACACCCCUUGUGUGGAGAAUAUUAAUGGUCUGACCUCGGCUUUUCUGUUUUCUCUGGAAACGCAAGUGACCAUUGGGUAUGGAUUCAGGUGUGUGACGGAGCAGUGCGGCACUGCCAUUUUCCUGCUUAUCUUCCAGUCUAUACUUGGAGUCAUCAUCAAUUCCUUCAUGUGUGGUGCCAUUUUAGCCAAGAUCUCCAGACCCAAAAAGCGUGCGAAGACCAUUACCUUCAGUAAGAACGCGGUGAUCAGUAAGCGGGGUGGAAAGCUUUGUCUCCUAAUUCGAGUGGCUAAUCUUAGGAAGAGCCUCCUCAUCGGCAGUCACAUAUAUGGGAAGCUUCUGAAGACCACAGUCACUCCCGAGGGAGAGACCAUUAUUUUGGACCAGACCAAUAUCAACUUCGUAGUUGACGCUGGGAAUGAAAAUUUAUUCUUCAUCUCCCCGCUGACAAUUUACCACAUCAUCGAUCACAACAGCCCCUUCUUCCACAUGGCAGCAGAAACCCUUCCCCAGCAAGACUUUGAAUUAGUGGUGUUUUUAGAUGGCACCGUGGAAUCAACCAGCGCUACCUGCCAAGUCCGGACAUCCUAUGUCCCAGAAGAGGUGCUUUGGGGCUACCGUUUUGCUCCCAUAGUAUCCAAGACCAAGGAAGGGAAGUACCGAGUAGAUUUCCAUAACUUUAGUAAGACAGUGGAAGUGGAUACCCCUCACUGUGCCAUGUGCCUUUAUAAUGAGAGAGAUGCUAGAGCCAAAAUGAAGAGAGGCUAUGACAACCCCAACUUCAUUUUGUCAGAAGUCAACGAGACAGAUGACACUAAAAUGUAACAGUGGCUUUUCCACACGAGUACAGUGAUGUUUUGAACAUGCAUAGUGACUAGAAGCAUUACAAAGCAAUCAACAUUUUGGAGGUAUGAAAGUAGACAAAAGCUUUCCAAGUCCACCAGCACAAUGCCCUUGGAGUCCAUAACCAUGAUCCUACAAGACACGCGGCUGUACAAGCCUAGGGCAUUAGAACAUGCAUUGUAUGUGCGGGGGGCUGGAACGCAGAAGUCAUGGGAGCUCACUUGGAACUUGAAUAUGAUUACCGGCAUUUGAAAUCAUGCAGUGUUGAUAGGAACAGACAAAAUCAUCAAAAGUUUCAUGAGAUCAAAUGAGAUCUUUUUAAAAGUCUCCUUGAAGAAGGUAUACAUAGGAUCAGGGAAAACCAUAUUGUCAUUUUGAUUCUACAAUAAUAAAUAGGUCACUUUG
This is a messenger RNA of Phyllostomus hastatus (greater spear-nosed bat), 1751 nucleotides long. RefSeq names its product potassium inwardly rectifying channel subfamily J member 1 (gene KCNJ1). Gene Ontology annotation, cellular component: plasma membrane. Gene Ontology annotation, molecular function: ATP-activated inward rectifier potassium channel activity. The transcript is spliced from 2 exons. Bases 210 to 1328 code for a protein of 372 amino acids. The record is from RefSeq and is a predicted model, not a curated record. Gene Ontology annotation, biological process: regulation of monoatomic ion transmembrane transport; potassium ion import across plasma membrane. Lineage: Eukaryota; Metazoa; Chordata; Mammalia; Chiroptera; Phyllostomidae.